Molecule: messenger RNA, 1407 nt
Organism: Lodderomyces pseudojiufengensis
Lineage: Eukaryota; Fungi; Ascomycota; Pichiomycetes; Serinales; Debaryomycetaceae
Gene: ISN1
Product: IMP 5'-nucleotidase
Exons: 1
Coding region: 1-1407 (468 amino acids)
Biological process (GO): nicotinamide riboside biosynthetic process; nucleotide metabolic process; nicotinic acid riboside biosynthetic process
Molecular function (GO): magnesium ion binding
Source: RefSeq, a predicted model, not a curated record
AUGACAUCAAGAUAUAGAGUAGAGUAUGCAUUAAAAUCACAUCGAAGAGACGAAUUUAUAGAAUGGAUUAAAGCACUAUUAGCAGGUCCGUUUGUAUUACAUGCAGAUAUAGAAAGUUUUGAUUCAGAAUUCCCAGAAUUAUAUAAUAUAUCAGAAGAUUCAGAUAUUUAUUUAAAAGAACAUGAAAAAGUUAUUGCAAAAGAUUGUCAAAGAAGAUAUUUAGAAAUUUUCAAAGAUGUUGAAAAUUUAAUUCAACAUACUAUUUUAAUUGAUGAACUUAAUGAUAAAAAUCCAGAAAGAAAUUCAAGUAGUAGAUUAAGAAAUUUAGUUCCUUCAUUAGGGAAAUUUUUUACACCCUUACCUUUAACUGAAGCAUUUUUAGUUGAAGAUGAAAGAAGAGCAAUAAGUAAAAGAAGAUUAGUUAGUCCUUCAUUUAAUGAUGUUAGAAUGAUUUUAAAUACUGCUCAAAUUAUGGCAUUAACUAAAAUUUAUAAAGAUAAAGCUAAAGCUCAUUUGAAACUUAUAACAUUCGAUGGAGAUGUAACUUUAUAUGAAGAUGGUCAAUCACUUAAUGAAAAUAGUGCAGUUGUAACAAGAUUAGUGAAAUUAUUAAAAUUGGAUUUAUUUGUUGGAGUAGUUACAGCAGCAGGUUAUCCAAAUCAAAGUGGAGCAGAAAAAUAUCAUGAAAGAUUACAAGGAUUAAUAGAUUAUUUCAAUAGUGAAAAUUGCAUAUUGAGUGAUAGACAAAAGGAAAAUUUACUAGUAAUGGGAGCAGAAUCAAAUUAUUUAUUUCGUUAUAAUAAUGAAAUGAAAGGUUUAAAAUUUAUACCAAGUGAUCAAUGGUUAUUACCACAAGUUAGAAGUUGGGAUAAUAAUAAGAUAGUAUACAUAAUGGAUACAAUAUAUCAACAUUUACUUCAUUUGAGAAUGAAAUUUAAUCUUGAAUCAACAACAACAAUUAUUAAAAAGGAAAGAUCAGUAGGAAUAAUACCAAAUGAAGGUCAUAAAAUUUUAAGAGAACAAUUGGAAGAAAUGGUAUUAAGUUGUUCAAAUAAAUUAAAUAUUAUAUUAAGAGGUUCAAAAACAUCUUAUUCUGAUUCAAAUGAAGCUUUAAUACAAUUAAGAGAUAUAAAAGUUUGUGCAUUUAAUGGAGGUAGUGAUGUAUGGGUAGAUAUAGGAGAUAAAGCUCUUGGUGUUGAAUCCUUGCAAAAAUAUCUUUGUCAAGAUCCAAGUAAUGAAUUUUGUCCAAUAACAAAAGCAGAAAGUUUACAUAUUGGAGAUCAAUUUGCAAGUUUAGGUGCUAAUGAUUUCAAAGCAAGAUUAAGUGCUUGUACUGUAUGGAUUGCUAAUCCAGCUGAAACAGUAGCCAUACUAGAUGAUUUGAUAAAUUUCAUCGAUGAAGCUUGA